AUGUAUGAAUUGUUUCUUUCUUUCUUUUAUUUCUUUAAUCACUUCAUAUAUAUUUAUCAUUUCUUUCUUUUUUCUUUCUUUCAUCAUUUCAUAUGUAUUUAUUAUUGCAUUGUUUCUUUUCUUUCUUUCAUCAGUUCAUAUAUAUUUAUUAUUUCUUUCUUUCUUUUAUUUCUUUCAUCAAUUCAUAUGUAUUUAUUAUUUCUUUGUUUCUUUUCUUACUUUCAUCAAUUCAUAUAUAUAUAUUAUUUCUUUCUUUUUUUCUUUCAUCAAUUCAUAUGUAUUUAUUAUUUCUUUCUUUCUUUUCUUUCUUUCACAAAUUCAUAUGUAUUUAUUAUUUCUUUCUUUCUUUCCUUUGAUUCAUCAAAUGAUAUGUAUUUAUUAAUUCUUUCUUUCUUUUCUUUCUUUCAUCAAUUCAUAUGUAUUCAUUAUUUCUUUCUUUUUUCUUUCUUUUAUCAAUUCGUAUGUAUUUAUCAUUUCUUUCAUUUUUUCUUUCAUUCAUCAACUCAUAUAUAUUUAUUUUUCCUUCUUUCUUUUUUCUUUCAUGAAUUCGCAUGUAUUUAUCAUUACAUUGCUUCUUUUCUUUCAUCAAUUCAUAUGUAUUUAUUAUUUAUUUUUUCUUUCUUUCAACAAUUCAUAUGUACUUACUGUUUCUUUAUUUCUUUUCUUUCUUUCAUUAAUUCAUAUGUAUUUAUUCUUUCUUUCUUUUUUUCUUUCUUUUAUCAAUUCAUAUGUAUUUAUCAUUUCUUUCUUUCUUUUCUUUCUUUCACCAAUUCGUAUGUAUUUAUUCUUUCUUUCUUUUUUCGUUCUUUCAGCAAUUCAUAUGUAUUUAUUCUUUCUUUCUUCAUUUUUUCUUUCUUUCAUAUGUAUUUAUUCUUUCUUUCUUUUUUCUUUCUUUCAGCAAUUCAUAUGUAUUUAUUAUUUCAUUGUUUCUUUCUUUCAUUCAUCAAUUCAUAUUUUUUAUUAUUUUUUCUAUUUUUUUCUUUCAUCAAUUCAUAUGUAUUUAUUACUUCUUUCUUUUUUCUUUCUUUCAUCAAUUCAUAUGUAUUUAUUUUUUCAUUUUUUUUUCAUUCUUUCUUCAAUUCAUAUGUAAUUAUUAUUUCUUACUUUUUUCUUUCAUCAAUUGGUAUAUUUGUUAUUUAUUUCUUUUUUCUUUCUUUUAUCAAUUCAUAUGUAUUUAUCAUUUCUUUCUUUCUGUUCUUUCUUUCAUCAAUUACUAUGUAUUUAUUCUUUCUUUCAUUUUUUCUUUCAUUCAUCAAUUCAUAUGUAUUAAGUUUUUCUUUCUUUCUUUUUUUCUUUCAUCAAUUCGUAUGUAUAUAUUAUUACAUUAAUUCUUUUCAUUCAUCAAUUCAUAUGUAUUUAUUAUUUAUUUAUUUUUUCUUUCUUUCAUCAAUUCAUAUGUAUUUAUUAUUUCUUUCUUUCUUUACUUUUUUAUCAAUUCAUAUGUAUUCAUUAUUUCUUUCUUUUUUCUUUCUUUCAUAA
Acanthosepion pharaonis is the source of this 1479-nucleotide messenger RNA. Lineage: Eukaryota; Metazoa; Mollusca; Cephalopoda; Sepiida; Sepiidae. The record is from the annotation of a GenBank genome assembly.